Zychaea mexicana is the source of this 1878-nucleotide messenger RNA. RefSeq lists its product as uncharacterized. Gene Ontology annotation, molecular function: metal ion binding; transcription cis-regulatory region binding. Gene Ontology annotation, biological process: positive regulation of transcription by RNA polymerase II. Bases 1 to 1878 code for a protein of 625 amino acids. NCBI's taxonomy places the organism in Eukaryota, Fungi, Mucoromycota, Mucoromycetes, Mucorales, Lichtheimiaceae. The record is from RefSeq and is a predicted model, not a curated record. The transcript has 3 exons.
AUGCAACUACUGUUACUGCUGCUGCGGAAUCAACAAGACAGGUAUUGGACUGGGCGUAGUGGUACAAGCAUCAAGUCAGUAUGUUGUGUGUGUUUACUAAAUGCAUCACUUGUAAAUCAGGAACAAGAGGAGCACGCAAUAGACAAGAAGGGUCGUGUGUCACUGAACCACCUGCUCAACUUUUCGUUCCCAGAGCGUCGAGCACCCACCUCUACCUACACCCCACGACGCAGCAACAAGCAAUCAUCUUCCUCGUCCCCAUACAACAAAGAGCGUUUCGUUAACGCUAAUUUCCGGUUCUUGGUGAAUCCUUCGGACGACUAUACCUUCCAUCUUGCGGAUCCUGACAGUAGAUUCGACUGGUCAGCCAUUGAACAAGUCUUGAUCUCCGCCUCAGGCGAAGUACCUUCAUGCCCCAUCUGUUUGUCACCUCCAACUGCUGCGCGAGUCACCAAAUGUGGUCAUAUAUUCUGCUUGCCCUGCAUCUUGCACUAUCUCGAACUGCGCGAGAAUCCAAAGAAGCAAUGGCGCAAGUGUCCUAUUUGCUGGGAUCCAGUAUAUGAACGUGAUUUCAAGCCCGUUCAGAUCCUACACACAUUUGCUGUAGCAGAGCGUGAGCAGCAGCGCAAGAGUACUGCUAUUAUUGAGGGUGACAAGGUCGAUAUGGCGUUAGUGAUGCGUACUAGUGGAUCGACGUUAGCAUUGCCUGUCUCUGCAUCGUGGCCAGUACCUGACGCUGUCGUUGACACAUACCUGAAACCUGGUGCUCCUGUGAUACCCUGGCACUUUACACCAAAUGCGAUGCAGUUUGCUCGAUUCAUGUUGGCUGGCCCGGAAUAUCUGUUGGCCGAAUACGGACGGGAUCGUCAAGGAUUGAUGGAUGCCAUGACUGAAGCUGAGGAGUGGAAUUUGGCAGAAGAAAUACCGUUUAUUGAACGAGCCACGGCCCAAGUGGAUGAGAAGAUUGCCCAAUUCAAACGGCAGAAUACCAAGCAGGUGGAGCUGGCAAUGCAUACUGCGCAAAUGCUGUUUGAUACGGCAGCAGCGAUCAAUACGGGCGAAUUAGCCAAGAAUAAGAAGGUUGAGACAAUGCAACAAGAGGAAAUACCAUUGUCGUAUCAGCAAUAUCAUUCCCAACGAGCUGGCCAAGAUACCGAAGCCUCUUCUGUCUCUGAGCAGCAAUCACCCGAUGCUCAGAUAAACCUUGCAAAGCCCAAGAUGGGUCCAACGCUCGAUUAUCAUUUUUACCAAGCUUCUGACGGACAGCAUGUCUACUUGCAUCCGUUGGAUAUUCGCAUUUUGAAGCACGAGUAUGGUGGUUUUGAGCGCUUCCCUGAUCAGCUGCAAGUGAGCGUCGAAGGAGUAGAAGAAACGACAAUGACAGAAGAAGUCCGUAAACGAUUCAAGUACUUGAACCAUUUGCCGUUGUCGUGCGAUGUGACGUUUUUGGAAGUCGACCUGAAGAAGCUUGUUUCGAAUGACACUUCAAAGGCAUUCAGCAACGAGUUGAAGAUGAGAGCCAAGAAGCGGCAAGACCGUAUACGACGUGAGGAAAAGGGUCGUAAAGCGAUAGAAGCUCGUCAGAAGAUAGAACAACGCAGUCGUGACGAGGCUAAUCGACGCGUCAUACAAAGCGAUCCGUUCUUCUUCCACAAUCCAGACGCAAACCAGGAAAACGAGGCGAUGCUAGCAAGGGCGAUAUCGGAAUCUGCCAGGGAGCAGCAUGAACAACAAUCGCAACAACAAGGGCCAAAGACGGUGUGGGGUACGCGAGCAGUGGCAGCGCAGGAAGAAGCGGAAGCAGGAUCUAGCGACUGGGCGGAUCACAUCGUAGUUACAACGAAGAAGAAGAAGAGCAAGCAAAAGCACAAGAAAUAA